Molecule: messenger RNA, 299 nt
Organism: Closterium sp. NIES-67
Lineage: Eukaryota; Viridiplantae; Streptophyta; Zygnematophyceae; Desmidiales; Closteriaceae
Source: the annotation of a GenBank genome assembly
GACAUGCCAAAUUGCAGAAGUACUCGCUACUGCGCAACGCGGCGGGAAAAUUUCUGCCGCGGACUGUCCACGAAACUUUUCAUACUUUCGUGGACAAGCCCUACUUUCAUGGACACCACAUCAAAGUUUUGCUUCUCCUGUGGACUCCGUCAAUACUUUCGUGGACUCCCGGCUUACUUCCAUGGACACACCCAUAUUCGCAGUUAAAAAGGAGUACUCAGCAAUGUACAAGUGAUUACGGGCACAAAAAUCGAGAUACUCCAGAAUAUCUGUCCGUCGCAAGUAAUCGCGAGCUACAG